AACUAUUUUGACAUGAAACUCGAGAGAACCGACCUGGUGAAGGUUUGUAGUUGGCUUUUGCGAUUUGGGUUUCUCUUAUUUUCGGGUUUUCGAUGAGGUUUUGGGGGAUGGGCUCCAAUCCAUCUAAGAGCGAAGUCAUGACGAUCAGAAUUCCAUCAGCAAAACAACGGAAACAAUUCAGCGAUGACUUAGUGACAACCAAUCAAAGUGAGCUUGGCAACUCUCAAUCCAGUAAUGCACAGUUAGAACAGCUGAUGUGUGAGCUGAGUGCCCUUAGGAAAGAACUGACUCAAGAGAAGCUCAAAGCUGAUAAAGAGAAAGAGAUGACUGAGUCCUUCCAACAACAGCUUGAUGAGCGUGAGCGGGAGGUCCUUAUGCUAAGGGAGGAGCUAGAGAGUGCGCAGAACCUGGUGGCAAACACAGAGAAUUCAAGUCUAUCUGAGGAGAAUACCGAGAAAUUGGACAGGACUGUCCAUGCAAAGGACCAGUAUAUCAAUUCCUUAGAAGAAGAAUUAGCGAAAAUGAAGGAAGAGACAGCGAUACUCAACCAGCAAUAUCAAAAGAAAAUUCGCAAAAUGCGUUCAUUGACAUCCAAAUCCAGACAAGACUCGUCCCUCAAGCUAUUUGAACUGAAAGACGAGAACAGUAAACUCAUGGAAGAGAACACGAAACUGCAAGAACGCCUUGAGAGGCUGAGUAUGGACUCGGGCGACUUCAGCAGACAAAGUAGUGCGACAAGUCGGCGCUCGACCAAGUCACAUGACCAUGACGUCACAGAGGAAGACACGCACAACGAUCCCCGGAUGAAACUGAUCCUGGAUUUAUCAGAGCAAGUUGCGACGCUGGAUGCGGAAAACAGCAGACUAAAACAAGAACUUAAACACACGAAAAAAAUCGCGGAAAAAGUAGAAAGAGCUCGGUUAAAAGCCAAAGAAAAACGUAAAUCGCAAGAGCACGAGGCACGAAGCACGUUGCACGACGUAGUGAUUGUAGACAGCUCAGCGGAUUGGUCAGCUGUGGAACGUAACCGCGCAUGCGUUGGCGUGGGCGACAGGACGUGAGACCGCGUUUUGCACGGUCAUGCGCACUGUAUCAAAAGCCGAUAAUGAAAAAAUCGCAAGAUUAAUGAAAGGCAAAGUUAGGGCACGUUUUAUAAUACAAUAAAAGAUAAUUUUUUAUGUUAUAUUUACAACAAUUUGUGAGAAUUAAUUAAUUAAUGCUUUAGUAUACGGUUUUGGCAAAAUAGCGAUAUGUUAGCCAUGACUAUAGAUAAAUCUUACUCGGAAUAAAUAAUUCUCUAACUGA
Messenger RNA from Nematostella vectensis (starlet sea anemone), 1305 nucleotides. RefSeq names its product ELKS/Rab6-interacting/CAST family member 1. Bases 93 to 1061 code for a protein of 322 amino acids. The transcript has 6 exons. NCBI's taxonomy places the organism in Eukaryota, Metazoa, Cnidaria, Anthozoa, Actiniaria, Edwardsiidae. The record is from RefSeq and is a predicted model, not a curated record.